AUGGCAGAUAUCCUGCUCCAGCAGCUUAGCAAACUAUAUCUUCCUGGGGUUGGAUCAUUGGAGCAAAUCGAUGACUUCACAUUCAAAGUGGCGCACCGCCCCUUGUCAAUUCAUAUGAAUGAACUAGUGAGGGUAGGCACUCUACUACGAUCAAAACUACAAAACAGCGCCGUUGAAUCUUCUUCAUUUUCUUUCGAUGCCCUGGCCGAUCUACACAUGGACCAUUUAACGCAUCAGCGCAAUGACGCGGUCAAAUACGCCCCUGGCUGCCAACGCAAAAAAAAUAGCCCGGCAGCUGUUUCGAGGCUUUCAAGAGAGAACCAACUGGCCACACCUAGCCUGAGCCAAUGCUCCAGAAUACUUAAGCUAUGGUGCGAUGACUUCAAGCCCUCAAAUGUGCUCCUCAAUGAGAACUUGCAAAUCGUUGGGCUUAUAGACUUGGAGUUUACAUAUGCUGCACCAACCGAGAUUUCUUCUGCACCUCCAUGGUGGUUACUGAACGAACAAAUAGAGUAUUGGCCAGAUGGUAUCGAGGCUUGGAUGAAAGUCCAUGACUAUCGUUUGCAGACAUUCCUCAAGGUGUUGAUUAAGCAUGAAGAUGCUCUUUUACGUUAUGGACGACUGGAAGAGGACCAAAUGCUCUCUGGACCAAUGCGGGAGAAACAGCGCAGCGGGAUCUUCUGA
Molecule: messenger RNA, 684 nt
Organism: Penicillium arizonense
Lineage: Eukaryota; Fungi; Ascomycota; Eurotiomycetes; Eurotiales; Aspergillaceae
Exons: 1
Coding region: 1-684 (227 amino acids)
Source: RefSeq, a predicted model, not a curated record